Linum trigynum is the source of this 1797-nucleotide messenger RNA. Lineage: Eukaryota; Viridiplantae; Streptophyta; Magnoliopsida; Malpighiales; Linaceae. The record is from the annotation of a GenBank genome assembly.
AUGGCUCCAUUAUCCACACCACUCCGCAUGUUCCCCUUCAUCGGCAUCAUCAUCCUCCUCUUCUCUGCUGUUGCCCUUUCCCAGAAUCCUUCUACUACUACGACGACCCUUCCGUCCGCUCCUCAUAAGAAUGCCCGCAGCUCCGUCAUAGAUGGCACCGGCGCUGCUACUCAGGAUGAUACCGCGACAUUCGACGAUGCAUCCACCUAUCCUACCAAUCACAAUGGGGUCGCCAUUUCUACUGUUGCUUUGUUUACCUUGGCCAUGGCUGCUGCCACCGGCUUGGGUGCUCUCCCAUUUUUCUUUGUCGAGCUGGAUCCUCAGUGGGCUGGCUUGUGCAACGGCAUGGCCGCUGGAGUCAUGCUGGCUGCUAGUUUUGAUCUCGUUCAGGAAGGCCAGGCACAUGGAGCUGGCAGCUGGGUCAUGAUCGGAAUUUUGUCCGGUGGCGUCUUCAUCUUGCUCUGUAAGAAGUUCCUGGAACGAUAUGGAGAAGUCAGCAUGCUGGAUAUCAAAGGGGCUGACGCAACCAAAGUAGUCCUUGUUAUUGGAAUUAUGACUCUUCACUCAUUUGGAGAAGGCUCGGGAGUUGGGGUGUCCUUUGCUGGCUCAAAGGGUUUCUCUCAAGGGCUUUUGGUGACACUUGCCAUUGCUGUCCACAACAUACCCGAGGGAUUGGCUGUAAGUAUGGUUCUUGCAUCAAGGGGCGUUUCUCCUCAGAAUGCUAUGUUGUGGAGUGUCAUUACUUCCUUGCCGCAGCCCAUAGUAGCGGUUCCUUCCUUCAUCUGUGCUGAUUCCUUUAACAAGUUCCUACCCUUUUGCACCGGUUUUGCUGCUGGAUGUAUGAUCUGGAUGGUUGUUGCUGAGGUCCUUCCUGAUGCCUUCAAGGAAGCUUCUCCGUCUCAAGUGGCAUCAGCAGCUACAGUAUCAGUUGCAUUUAUGGAAGCACUCAGCACUUUGUUCCAGAAUUUCAGCCAUGAUUAUAACUCAGAGGAUGCUUCUGGCUUCUUCGUGUCGUUGCUUUUCGGUCUUGGUCCAUUGCUUGGUGGCAUAAUCCUUGUGGCAUUUGCUCUUGCAUUCCGUCUCCAACAUGCCCUCCUUAUGGGUUCAGCAUCUGGAAUUGCUUUUGUUCUUGCUGUGUGGCGACCAUUGCAGCUGCUUGUAUCUUCAAAGAUGGGAUUCAUACCUCUCGCAUUCUUACUAACAACAGGAGCAGCAUUCACCCAUACCCUAGGCUCCAGUGUCCUUGGUUUUGGGGGUCGCAAGAAAGUAUCAGCUAACAACUUGCCUUCCGUUUCUGGCUUUCCAAUGAGCAUUCACACCCUUCAAGCAUUCCUCUCUGGUGGAGCAGUUGGGUUGCAUGCAUUGGCCGAAGGACUCGCCCUCGGAGUGGCUGCCCCAAAAGCUUAUGGGCUUGGACGGCACAUGGUUCUUCCUGUUUCCUUGCACGGUCUCCCUAGGGGCGCAGCUGUCGCCAGCUGCAUCUUUGGGGCCACUGACAGCUGGCAGAGUGGACUGGCAGCAGCUGCUUUGAUUGGGUUUGUUGGCCCGAUGUCUGCAAUUGGAUCGAUACUUGCAGGAAUCGAUUAUAGUGGUCUGGAUCAUGUGAUGGUUUUUGCAUGUGGAGGUUUGUUCCCAAGCUUUGCAACCAUUGUGAUGAGAGCCAGCCGAUUGGAUUCGCGAAAAACAAGCAUUGGUGUAGGAGUUGGAGUUGGGUUUGCUGUACUGUGUUUGACUUGUACUAAGCUGGUGUGUCUCCACACUCCUUACUGUAAUUCUGCUCCGGAGGCAGUCAGAUGA